Molecule: messenger RNA, 1850 nt
Organism: Scheffersomyces coipomensis
Lineage: Eukaryota; Fungi; Ascomycota; Pichiomycetes; Serinales; Debaryomycetaceae
Product: malate synthase
Exons: 1
Coding region: 45-1751 (568 amino acids)
Biological process (GO): glyoxylate cycle
Cellular component (GO): cytoplasm; peroxisomal matrix
Molecular function (GO): malate synthase activity
Source: RefSeq, a predicted model, not a curated record
UAUUAUUAUAACGUAUUACUGUUUUACAUUCAACUACAACUGUAAUGACAAUUUCAAGUAAACCAAUUUAUUCACCUCUUGAAGGGGUUGAAGUUUUAGCACCCAUUCAAUCAAAUGCGGAAUAUUUACCAUUAUCCAAUACUACUCAAGCUGAUAUCUUAACUAAAUCAUCCUUAUCAUUCAUUGUCUUAUUACAUCGUACAUUUAAUGAAACUAGAAAACAAUUAUUAGCCAAUAGAGAAAUAUUCCAAUCUAAAUUAAACGCUGGUACCGCUAAAUUAGAAUUUUUAAAAGAUGAAGUUUCUCAAAAACUUCAACAAGAUCCAACUUGGCAAGGUGCUUUACCAAGUUAUGGUUUAAUUGAUAGACGUACAGAAAUCACCGGUCCUCCAGAACGUAAAAUGAUCAUUAAUGCUUUAAAUACUCCUGUCAAAACUUAUAUGAGUGAUUUUGAAGAUAGUUCAAGUCCAACUUGGUCUAAUGUCUUAAAUGGUCAAUUAAACUUAUAUGAUGCUAUAAGACAUCAAGUUGAUUUUAAAAAUUUAGAUAAUAAUAAAGAUUAUAAAGUUAAUUAUGAUAGUGGUAAACCUUUACCAACCAUAAUUGUUAGACCAAGAGGUUGGCAUAUGGUUGAAAAACAUAUUUUAGUAGAUGGUGAACCUAUAAGUGCAUCUAUAGUUGAUUUUGGUCUUUACUUUUAUCAUAACGCUAAAGAAUUGAUUAAUCAAGGUUAUGGUCCUUAUUUCUACUUACCUAAAAUGGAACAUCAUUUAGAAGCAAAAUUAUGGAAUGAUAUAUUUAAUGUGUCUCAAGAUAUAUUUUCCAUUAAAAGAGGUACAAUUAGAGCUACAGUCUUAAUUGAAACUUUACCAGCUGCUUAUCAAAUGGAAGAAAUCAUUUAUCAAUUAAGAAACCAUACUUCGGGUUUGAAUUGUGGUAGAUGGGAUUAUAUAUUUUCCACCAUAAAAACCCUUGUUAAAGAUCAAACUAAACUUUUACCAAAUAGGGAUCAAAUCACCAUGACAGUCCCCUUCAUGAGUUCUUAUUGUAAGCGUUUGAUUCAUAUUUGUCAUAAUCGCCAAGUUCAUGCCAUGGGAGGAAUGGCAGCUCAAAUCCCGAUUAAAAAUGAUGAAGUUGCCAAUACAGUCGCUAUGGAUAAAGUCUUCAAUGAUAAGUUAAGAGAAGUUAAAAUGGGUUAUGAUGGAACUUGGGUGGCUCAUCCUGCUUUAUCUGUCAUUGCUAAUGGUGUUUUCAAUCAACAUAUGCCUACUCCAAAUCAAUUAUUCAAACUGAAUGAAGAUCCUCAUGUUACUGAACAAGAUUUAUCUAAUACCGCCAUUGAGAAUGGUGUUAUAACAACUGAUGGUAUUAGACAGAAUAUUUAUAUUGCUUUAUGUUAUGUUGAAUCAUGGAUUAGAGGUAUUGGUUGUGUACCUAUUAACAAUCUUAUGGAAGAUGCUGCCACUGCAGAAGUUUCAAGAUUACAAUUAUAUUCAUGGCGUUAUCAUAAUGUCGAAUUAGAUGAUUUGAAAGUUAAAUUAUCUUCAUCAAUAGUCGAACAAUUAUUACAAGAAGAAUUGGAUAAAUUAUUAAUUCAAUUCCCUUCUUCAAAGAAUUAUAAAUUUGAAAUUGCUGCUAGAUAUUUAAAACCUGAAAUGACAGGUAAAUCAUGUUCAAACUUUUUAACUACUUUAAUUUAUGAUGAAAUAGUAGAAGCUGGCCAACCAAUUGAUUUAAACUUACUCAAAUAGAUAUAACGCUGUUUUUUCUUAUUUAAUUAUAAAUAUAUAUAAUCUUAUUUAUACUUUUCUACAAACCCAAUAUUCACAAUCAUAAAUAUAUGUUCCAAG